UUUUUUUAGUCCUUCCGACUCGCCGUAGUUGUAGCCGCUGCGCUACAGAGCAGGGAGUUUUGUUUUGUUCUGUUUUGUUUUGAUCAAAGUAACUUUAAUGUUUUAUUUUACAUACAGAAAUGGCUCAAAACGUCCAGAACGUGACUCUGUCUCUGACAUUACCCAUCUCUUGUCAGAUUUGCCUCGGGAAGGUCCGUAAGCCGACGAUCUGCUGUAACCACCACGUGUUCUGCGCAGCCUGCCUCGAGCUUUGGCUUCAGAAGAGCAGUCAGUGUCCCACCUGCAGAGUUCCCAUCACACCCGAAAACCCGUGCAGAGAAAUUAUCGGAGCUACAAACGAGAGCGAGUCCCUGGAAAGCCAUUCGGUCAGAAAGCAUCUGAGGAAGACAAGAGGGGAGUUACUGCUGCGAGAGUACGAGGAUGAACUGGAGACUCUGCUGAAGGAGAACGAAGAGCUGAAGAGCAGAAGUGUGAGUCUGGAGUCACAGCUGAAAGCCUCACUGAUGCCUGCAGCCACUCCGGUUUCCCCGAGUGCUGCUCGGCUUGACCCCGCCCUCCUGGAGGAAACGGCCAAUAAGCUGCGAGCUGCCACUGAGCUCUAUCAGAGAGUGCAGGAGGACAUGGGCAAGAUAAGAGACGCUAACAAGACUCUGCGCUCCCAGAACAUCGACCUGGUCCAGGAAAACCUGCGCCUCAGAGCCGAGGUGGAGAGCAGGUCUCCUCAGAAGUUUGGUAGGUACACCGUAGCAGCGUUGGAGGCUAAGAUCUCCCAGUACGAGCGAGAGAUGUCUCAGCUGAAGAAGGCUCUGGAGCGAAGUGAUGCAUAUAUUGAGGAGCUGGAGUCCCAGGUGUCCAAACUUCAGGGCGGAACUCCAACACCGAGCACUUCCUCUGAGCAUACGGUCGAAGGUACGAACUCAAACCUGGAAAAUACAUCCACAGAUCCUUCAGAGAGUCAGGACUUCCUGCGUAUUUCUCCCUCUGAUGAAGCUUCCGGUUCUCAGAAGGACACGAUGGUGGACUUUGCCCUGCCCUCCACUCCCCCUACUCCCUCCUCCGCUCUCGGCCGCUUGAGUCUGAAAAGCCCUGUGGUGCGGAGUGAGAAAAAGGCCGUCAGUCGCCGCCUCCCGUAUUUGAGGAGGCUCAGCUUUGAUGACUGCGGAAGCUCCAGCAGCUUCACACCUUUUUCUGCAGUGGAACACACGUCUCCUAAAGUCAGCAGCAAUAUUUUAGAUCAGAAAACCUCACCAAAUUCAACCAAUCAUCAGGGUGUGUGGAGCAGUUGGGAGGAGCCUUGUUCCAAUACGUUCCACAGCACACAGGAAAGUGAGCAGGAUGUCAGCGAGGGCGUGUGCUUAGCAGAGGAAGCUCGUAUGGACGCGGCGUUCCUCGACAUCGUGUCCGAGCUUGACUCCAUGAUGGCUGAAGGUGAAAGCUCUCGCUCUCACACGCCCAGGCUUCAGUCCGACUUCAAUGCCGCAUCCUUAGCGGCUCCGGUUGUCCACGUUGAUACUAAAUCAGACAGAGAGCAGCAGCAGCAUUGUGCCACAGAUGUACCAGAGAGCGUCGGUGAAUCUGUGAAGCGCAAAUGUUCCGUUAACUUGGCUACAUCCAGUCCGUCUAAACUGUCCAGGAUUAAAUAAUCUGUAUGAAAUCUCCAGUCUCGACAUGACGAUCCGUCCAUCAACGAAUUUUGGUAGCCGACGUUUUAGACCGAUUCGUCCUCCUUUUGCAGAAUGAGAUCAUGGGACCGCGAUUAGCAUUUGACCAAUCAGUUUUUUUUUUCCCCCUCGAUUAAUCAUCAUACAUCGUCUAAAGAUCAUCUGGUCUUCUCAUAAAGCUGCUUCAAACCAAACUCUAAUCACUUCUCAGUCCAGUGACUCGUCGUGUUCUCCUGGAAGCGACCACACAUGGGAAUGCAGCCAGCCAAUCAGAUCGCAGCAUUGGUGUUCUGAAGCAGAAAAGUGUCCAUGAGCUUUGUAUCCAGUGGGCGGAGCCUCAGAGGCAGAUAUAAGGGUCAGGUUAGGUUUUAUAGUGAAGUUAUUUUCAUAUUUAGUUUAUUUUAUUUUAGACAUUACCUCAAGGCACUCUUAUACCAGAGACUCUACUGUGCCUCGGGUGAUUUUUUAUGGCCUGUAUAAUCAUCUCCCAAUGACAGCUGUGUUCAUAUUAAUGAACUUUUCAUCAUAACCUUCCAGGACUGUUAAUAGACCAGGCUUCCAUGUUGGAACAAUUUUUUUUAUAAAUUUUAUAAAUAAAAAGUUUAACACAAUUUGAGGGUUGACAAAACUGUUUUUGGCUUCCAAGCUGAACCGGAGAUCCUGAUUCGGGAAAUUCAAAUCAGAAAAUAACAAAAGGGAUGCCACUGAUCACGAUGAAGACUCUCCUGAGGGGAAAACUUAAUAUCAAAUCUUCCUUAAGAUCACUUUUCCUCAGACGUAUUCAUUAAAAACUUUUUUCUCUCUUUUUUUUUAAACAUAACCUAUAAUG
This is a messenger RNA of Tachysurus fulvidraco (yellow catfish), 2490 nucleotides long. RefSeq names its product ORC ubiquitin ligase 1 (gene obi1). Bases 120 to 1643 code for a protein of 507 amino acids. NCBI's taxonomy places the organism in Eukaryota, Metazoa, Chordata, Actinopteri, Siluriformes, Bagridae. Gene Ontology annotation, molecular function: ubiquitin-protein transferase activity. The record is from RefSeq and is a predicted model, not a curated record. The transcript is spliced from 6 exons. Gene Ontology annotation, biological process: regulation of DNA replication; protein monoubiquitination.